AACAGUUCAAUCAUUUCAAUUGGCACAUUGGACAAAACCUUGUUAUUGGGUAGAAAGGAACUGCAGAUGGUAGUUUACACCGAAGAUAGAGACACAAUGCUCGAAUAACUCAGCAGGUGGGACGGUAUCUCUAAGAACAUGGAUAGGCGAAGUUUAUGAUUGAGAGCCUUCAGGCUGCAAAGUUCACACUUUGUGAACUUUAUAACUGAGCACCGAUUCCAACUGCGCAUGUUCAUUAGCAGGAGCAGCUUGCGCAUGCUUUGCUCUGUAGUAGGUUGCGGGCAAUAUAUUGUGGCCGGGUAGAUGUAUCAGCAACGCGAACAUUAAUGAGGCCGGGGCUGUGAUUAAUAAUACAAGUGGAGCUGCACGAUUUUGCAAAGAAUACCAAAUGAAGGCGGCUAUUUCAUCCAAAUCCUGCCUCUAUCUAUUGAUUUGAAUUUGCCUCCUCCAGGCUGACCGAUCCUGGGAAAGAACAAGAUAGAACAUCUCCGGUUGGGUUGGUUCAUUGCUGGGCGACUGUCGGUAGCGAAAUCUCGUUUCUUUGCCAUCAAUGACGGCGGUUGCAGAAUCCAACAUCCGCAGCCUCUUGUGUCCCUGCACUUCCUUCUGCAGCGCCCGGCUCUCGGUUUCCUUGCCCGGGAUUUAUUUGCAGCAAACUUGAGUGCGGUGAGGCCGUGCCGUGCCGUGACGUGGCGCAGCGCAGCACUGCACUGCCAUGGAUGUCGGGGAGGAGAUCGACAUGGAAGUUAUGAAUCCUCUUAUAGAAAAGACUCAUAGUUCUGAAGAAAUGUCAGAUGAAGAGCAGGAUUCUGAACUAGCAGGUUUACACUUGAGGCAAACUGGGGAUGAACAGGGCAUCUCGUUCACACAAACAUUAAUUCAUUUGUUAAAGGGAAAUAUUGGAACUGGUCUGCUUGGUUUACCUCUUGCAAUCAAAAAUGCAGGGCUGAUGCUGGGACCAAUCAGUCUGGUUAUUAUGGGAGUAGUGGCUAUUCAUUGUAUGCAUAUUGUAGUACGCUGUAGCCAUCACUUCUGCCAAAGAUUUAAAAAGCACGGCCUGAGUUAUGGUGAUACAGUUACAUUCGCAAUGGAGCAUGGACCAUUCCCUUGUCUUCGAAGCAAAGCUCCAUUUGGAAGGGUAACUGUGGAGUUUUUCCUCAUCAUUACACAACUUGGAUUUUGCUCGGUUUAUUUUGUUUUCCUUGCUGCCAACAUGAAACAGCUGGUGGAAGGUUUCAUGAGGAAUCAUACAAGUUACAGUGACCUAAAUAUGACCAGAAACAUGCAGGACCAUAAUGAAGACUGGAACAUUGAUGCAAGGAUUUACAUGCUCAGCUUGCUUCCUUUUUUGAUCUGCUUUGUGUUUAUUCGUGAUCUAAAGUACCUUGCAGUAUUUUCUUUCAUGGCGAAUCUUUCAAUGGCUGUCAGUCUAGUUAUCAUCUACCAGUAUAUUAUUAGGGGCAUACCUCAUCCAAAGGAGCUUCCACUGAUCGCCAGCUGGAAGAAAUAUCCACUUUUUUUUGGAUCUGCAAUAUUUGCUUUUGAAGGAAUUGGGUUGGUUCUUCCAUUAGAAAAUAAAAUGAAACAAAGAAAACGGUUUCCACAAGCAUUAAACAUUGGUAUGGGCAUCGUCACGGCUUUGUAUGUUUCACUGGGAACCCUGGGGUAUCUGCACUUUGGUGAUAGUGUUCAGGGCAGUAUUACAUUAAACCUGCCACAAAACAUAUGGCUAUACCAGCUGGUGAAACUCCUUUACUCAUUUGGGAUCGUGGUGACUUACACAAUCCAGUAUUAUGUGCCAGCGGAGAUCAUUCUUCCAGCUGUUUCCGCAAGGGUACAUCAGAGAUGGAAGCUACUUUGUGACCUUGCAGUCCGAACACUUCUUGUUUGUCUAACUUGUGCCACAGCUAUUUUAAUUCCACGCCUUGAUUUAGUGAUUUCAUUCGUAGGAGCCGUCAGCAGCAGCGCUCUGGCUCUCAUCUUCCCUCCCAUUCUGGAGAUCAUCACCUUUUCUGGAGAAGGUGUCUCCAUCUGGUUGCUUCUGAAGGACAUCCUCAUAGCACUGAUAGGAAUCAUUGGCUUUUUGACUGGAACAUAUGUGACUAUAGUGGAAAUCCUCUCUCCAGAAAUGGCUUCAGUGACUGAACUCGCUACCAGUCCUUCCUUCAAUGUCAGCUCCACAGUACUGGACACUUGGGCCAAUGCUUCAAGGACAUGAAGAAAAUAUACUACAGAGUGGCUCGUCAGAGGAGUUCUGGAAAUUAUCAACUACCUUUAAACAAUGUGGGAAUGGAAACAUUGCAUUGGGUAUUUAUGCUCUUCACUACUACUCGAAUGGUUUUACGCACUAACAGAUAUGACACGUUGGUUGAUGAGAAUGCGGUCUUGGCUGCAUCCAUCAUAAGUUGUUCCUGAUUAUUUGGAAAGUGUUCACUCCAACAGUCUCUAUUUUUGCCAUCUAUUGUCUACACGGCUGCUCUUUGGGUCUUGGAUAAAUGGAUAUUACAGUCCAGUAUUUUCCUUUAAUUGGGAGAUGUCAAACUUCCACUCUGAAUCUCUUUUAGAAAGACUAUGCUGAGACAAGAAACCGGAGAUAGGCACAAAAAGCUGGAGUAACUCAGCGGGACAGGCAACAUUAAUGGGUUACAUUUCAGGUCAAGACCCUUCUUCAGAUUGAUGAAGAGUCUCAACCUGAAAUGUUACCCGUUCCUCCUCUCCAGAGAUGCUGCCUGUCCCGCUGAGUUACUCCAGCUUUUUGUGUCUAUCUUCGGUUUAAACCAGCAUCUGCAGUUCCUUCUUACACAAGAAACCUAUGAAAUGGCUAUUGUCAAUGUGAAUCAAUGCAUAAAAUGUCUUGACACUAACAUUUAGAUACUUUUCAUAAAGAUCCUUCAUGGUUGUGUUUGUGACUUGUUCCAUCUAUAGAAAUUGUAUCUACCUAUAGGACAUAAACUCACAGAUUUGACUCAUUAAAUGAGGUACAGGGGCUUGAAUGUUUCUCCAUCAGCUGUCAUGUUUUCCACAAUAGCCAUCAUUUUGUCUAAUUCAAUAAUUCAUUGAACUCAGUGUUGGUUACAUUGGAGCCGAAGGACAAUGACAGUUCACCAACUCAGUAAUAAACACCUGGUGAACUAAAAAUAAUCAACCGUUUACAUGUUUGUAUGACUAAAAAUUGCUGAUCUCAUCUAAUGGCAACUUCCCAAUAUAAAAUAAUAUCAUGCAAUUUGGUAUACUGGUGAUUGGGUUCAAUUGUGGACCCUUUGUAUGAAUAUCACUGACAAAUUCAGAUCAAAUCUACUUUCAGCCGAGCAGCUCAGAUAGACCUCGCCAUAAUUCAAUUAUUGUUGCUGUAGUUCAAAUACAAUCUUCAAAUGGCAUCUGCACAUGUGCAUGGUCACAACAAAGGUUUCAAGUGCCAACAAGGGUGGCAAGAGGAAUUGGCGAUAAUAGAUUUGGUCAUGGGUGGUAGCAGCUCUAGGACUGGAGAGGUAGAAGAGAGGAAUAUAGAUGAACAUCCAGUGAAAUGGAAUGGGGUGAUAGUAAAGAUGGUGGAUGGUAGUGAUUUUCAAUCAGAACUAUGGAACAGGUGAGGGUAGAUCUGCGAUCAGAGAGAUGGAAUAGAUGAUUGUAGAUUUAGGAUCGGGGAGAUCGAAUAGGUGGUAGAAGAUUGGGGAAAUGGGACGUAUGAUUCUGUAAUCAGGGAGGUGGAACAGGAGAUAGAAGAUUUUGAAUCAGAGAGGUGGAAUGGGGGCGAUUGUAGAUUUAGGAUGAGAGAAAUGGAAUAGACAAUAGUGCAUCUAGAAUAAGAGAGGCGGUACAGGUCCUGAUAGAUUAAGGAUCAGAAAGUUGAGCAAGUGAUCGUAGAUCUGGGAUCAGAGAAUGGAGCAUGCAGAAAGAGAUCUGGGAUUUAAGAGGGAGGAAAGGGGAUCGGAAUCAAAUUAAUGGAAUCAUCGAGGAACUGUGUUCUAUUUCGUGUUGUUAACAUUUAUGUUGUUACAAUCACCCUGCUCCACCCCUCAGUCUCUGUUAUAUGUUGAAGACAAAAACAGGAUAAUAGAAGGGGAAUAUUAUGCUGAGCCAUUGUCAAGUACUUCAAGAUCCCAAUCUAUAUUGUAAUCUGCAGUUUUCUGUCCCUUUCAUAUUGAAAAUCCCAUAUGUGGUGAGUUAAAAUAAUUGAUACCACAAUCAUUUAAUGGUGAACUAUGCACUAGUGUAAUAACAUAUGCAAAAUGCAAUUUUUUGAAAAUAAGUUAAAGUUUAUUCAUUUAUAUUUGAUUAUGUUGUACUAUAUAUAAACAUUUAAUUGUGUUUUGUAGCUCAUUGAUACUGCAGAGCUGUGUUGUACAACAGUAUUUCAGUCUUAUCCUCUAAUGAAAAUAAUCUGGUGUCAGCUAAUCUGAAUUUAUGUGCGUGUGGAACCUUUGCUCAAAUUUAGCCAGUUUGGAAAUAUGAUAAUGUGACUUAAGGAAGCAUAAACAUUCAGCUUCUUUACAAUCCUAAUGAUUAGUAAUUGCUGCUCAUUCAGUUGACCUGACCCUUGAAAGUCUGGCGAAAGGUCUUGACCUGAAACGUCACCCAUUCCUUCUCUCCAGAGAUGCUGCAUCACCCGCUGAGUUACUUCAGCAUUUUGUGUCCACUGUGUGAUCCUUGAAAGUGUUGCAUUUGUUCAUUGUGACACCCAGCCACAAUUGUCAUCAAGGAGGCUCUGCCAGUGUAAUUUCAUGGGAUUCUCUGCUGUCUUCAGGCAACUCUCUAGUUCGUGACUUUAGACUGGUGGUAAACUUUCUUGUUUCCUUGUGGAUGCUCGGGUUCUCCGUUUGCUCAGGGCUCUGUUUGGAAUUGUAGAACAAGCUGCUUGUUACUUGCCAUCAUAUAAUUGGGGCUGCAAGCGGCGAAAAGCCUCAGAGACGCACUGCUGCUGCUGGAGAAGAGGAUACAAAAAGCUGCUGUAACUCAACGGGACAAGCAGCAUCUCUGGAGAAAAGGGAUGGAUGAUGUUUUGGGUCGAGACCCUUCUUCAAACGAUUCAGAGCAGCAGCCUCAGGAGGCCCAACGGUAAGCUGCUGCCGUAGGGAAAGGGCAUCCUACUUGUGAUGAAUGGAUGAGUAGGGAAACCAGUGAUUUUGUUUCACUGCCGAUUCUGUGAUGUAAACUUUGGCACCAGCUGAAGAACCACAUGCAUGUGGCACGUUGCCAAUGCGAUCCCGCAAGAUGGUUCUUGUUACACACUCACCUCAUUCCAUGCACAUGAAAUAAGGUGUAGAUGCCUCACAGACCCACAAAACAAUAGGAGGUGAAACAUUUAAGCCGGUGCCUGCAAAGAUAAAGUAACAGUACAUCAUCAUCUUCCUGAUCUGAGCAUCAGAAAGAGGCUCAAGGAACUGCAGAUGCUGGUUUACAAAAAAACACACACAAGGUUCUGGACUAACUCAGUGGGCUCAGGCAGUAUCACUGGAGGACAUGGAUAGGUGAAAUGUUGGGUUGGGGCACUUCUUCACAAUAUAACAUGGAAACAGGUUCUCUGGCUUACAAUAUAUAGUCUCCAUCAAGUAAUCUACUACAAUAAUUCUACACUAAUCCCAUUUUUUUUAAAACUCAAAACACAAAGUACCACAUAAACUCAGUGCCAGGCAGUGGCUUGCUGGAAGGUGAAAAUGUGUCUGCUGGCAUUGGAUGGUAUACAGAAGAGAAAUAAUCAUUAUAAAAUUAAAGUAUAUAUGAAUAUUUAGGAAUCGAGGCAAUGAAAAUCUAUUGGAUGUUGUUAUUAUACCCUUCUGAAGUAUUACUGGUCCAAACUACUCUUUAAAGGCAUACUCGGUCUAACUGAGCACAAGUUAGCAGAAACGUCCUUAACACAGACUAUUGCUAUUGGUGUGGGCAAUCAUAUUUGGGGCAGACAGACUGCCCCUCAGGACCAUUUGUUGCAUCUUCCAGUGGACCUGUCAGAUUUUCAAUGGGAGUGAACCUUCCCUUGGAAGCACUACUGCUUACUAGAAAAGCACAAAGAGAAAUAAAAUGGGAAAAGGUUGCAAGGUUGCAACAAAGAGAAAAUAUUUUUGGGGGUAUUUUUUACUAAAUCAUGCACAUCAUGCAACAAACCUAUUAACACGUAUACGGAUGUUAUCAGGUAUAAUUGGAUUCCGGAAUAAUUCAUUUUCUAGCACUUGGCACAAUGUGAUAUGUGGAAUUUAGUGUAACCUUUUGAGAAUUGAUAUUUGAUGUGAAAAUAGAAUAUUCCUGGGAGUGCACCAUUAAGACUCAGCAAAAAUAUUUAGUUUUAUAGAAUUAUUAAAAUUGGAUAAUUGUUUGGCUAGGAGUGUUGUCUCCACAAUCUCCAAACUUUAAACACUAUAACUAUACUAGUGUUAUAUGAUAAUAUUAUGUGUUACAAAGCAGGCAUGUGGAAAAGCAAUAAUGUACAAACACACCAUCCCACAAAUUAUUUGCAAAGGUGAAUGAAUUUCCACAGGUAACAGUAAUGAGCCAUCAAUUAAAGGAAUAUAGCUUUUUGAGUAUCAUCUUUGUUAUACAUUACAAUUACUGGUACAGAUUUCACUGAUAACAAGCACAAUAUGAAAUACAUAAGUGGAAAUAGAAUAUCCUAUUAUCUUUUGAUUUCUCCUGAACAGUGUUUGCAUUCUGCUCUUGUUUGCCAACAAGAACAUCCUUGAUCAUACUUACAUUAACUUCUGAGACUGUGAAGCUGAUUUUGCAUUGUACUCCUUAAGGGUAAAAAUGAUGUUUUGAGUUUCUUCCAGUUCAUUAUGAGGGUGAUUGCUUUUGUUUAAGGAUUUCAUUACAGACCAGUACAGGCACAACUGGGUUGACAUAUCAAAAUAUUUAUUUUAAACUUGAUAAGACGUUGGGGUUUAAGGGCAGACUACUUUGUCACAAUCAUGCCUCCGUCUGUUGACGUGGUCAAAUAAACUCAUGGUCUUUAUGGACCUUGUAAUAUACUGUAAUAAUAGUGUACUAUUGCAGGUAAAGUGCAUUGCACCUAAGAUUUCAUGUGCUCUUUUGCAAAUUAUUUAAUGUUAGAAGAUAAAAGUGAAAUAUUUUUGGAACAUUUAAAAGAAAGUUUGCUUUUGUAAAAUGCCUUAAUUAGAAAUGUUGUGAUUUAUAAGUGUAAUAAAAUAAUUGUAAUAAAUGGUUUCAAAGCCAGCAAUGAUCAUUAGAAAUUAUAAAUGUUAUUUGACUUUUUGUAGAACUUACAAAUAAGAGUGAAAUAAACAUUUAAGUUA
Messenger RNA from Leucoraja erinaceus (little skate), 7241 nucleotides. RefSeq names its product solute carrier family 36 member 4 (gene slc36a4). The transcript is spliced from 11 exons. The record is from RefSeq and is a predicted model, not a curated record. NCBI's taxonomy places the organism in Eukaryota, Metazoa, Chordata, Chondrichthyes, Rajiformes, Rajidae. Bases 716 to 2218 code for a protein of 500 amino acids. Gene Ontology annotation, biological process: amino acid transmembrane transport; L-alanine transport. Gene Ontology annotation, molecular function: L-alanine transmembrane transporter activity; L-proline transmembrane transporter activity. Gene Ontology annotation, cellular component: vacuolar membrane.